Molecule: messenger RNA, 1624 nt
Organism: Hydra vulgaris (swiftwater hydra)
Lineage: Eukaryota; Metazoa; Cnidaria; Hydrozoa; Anthoathecata; Hydridae
Product: bifunctional peptidase and (3S)-lysyl hydroxylase Jmjd7
Molecular function (GO): 2-oxoglutarate-dependent dioxygenase activity
Source: RefSeq, a predicted model, not a curated record
GGUAAAUGAAAACAAGUUUUUAAAAAAAAAACGUAGAAAAGUAUAAAAAUUUAUUAAAGUUCCCUCGACUGUUGGAUUUUGAAGUAUAAACGUGCUGUAUUUUGAAGUAUAAACGUGCUGUAAAUCAGAGCACUUUUAAUGCCAUGAAAGUUUUUCCCUUGCUAAUUGUUUUUGAGAUUUUGUUUGGAUAUGAUUCAUCGGAGGUAGAAGUAGACUCUUUUCUAGAAAAUCCUAGUAUGUAUCCAGGACACAUGGAGCCAUUAGGAUCAAAGCAACCUCAGGUUGAAAUAGAAACAUUAUAUGAAUAUCCUAAUCCUCAAGAUUUUUUCAAAGAUUAUGUAAAGCCUGGAAGACCAUUUUUGCUGAAAAAGGGUGCUGUUAAUCAGCCAGCUUUUAAACUUUGGAGCGAUGACUACAUGAAAAGCUUUCCAGAGGCUGCCACUGAGCAAGUUGCCUGUGAACCAAAUUUGAAAGAAAUUCGAGAGGCACAAGGGUUUUAUACUUCUAUGCUGGAUUUUAUUAAUCGAUAUCACAAAGAGGAAAUUUAUAUGGUUAGCAAAGUUCCAGAUUAUUUACAAAAAGACAUUUUGAUGCCACCUCCUCUAAGAUGUAAUAAUACCAGAAAGCUCAUGCUGGAUCAUGUAACCUGGAUGAGUUCUGGUGGAACAAAAUCUGUCUUGCAUAAUGAUGAUCUUGAUAACAUUAACUGUCUUUUUCGAGGAACAAAAGAACUUUUAUUUAUAAAUCCAGUGAAAUAUGGCAAAAAGGUACCAAUUGAUCGUCCCAGAGGUGGCUAUUCCUCAUUAGAUGUUGAUAAAGUUAAUUUUACAAAGUAUCCUGCUCUAAGAGAAGUUGAAUAUAUUCAUUGUACAAUGGAAGAAGGAGAUUGUCUAUUCAUACCAUGGAGAUGGUAUCAUCAAGUCAAUUCAAUUUCAAAUAAAAAUAGUCAAAACAUUGCUGUCAACAUUUGGUUCACACAUGAUGAUCAACAUAUACCUGAACAGUGUGAUGUUGAUGAUGGCAAGACAUCUAUCAAUAAUUGGGUAUUUAAUGGUAUAGAGUCUUAUGCUUCAGAAGUAGAUGAAAGUGUGAGCAUAUACCCCCUAAUAGAUAUUGUGAAGAGUUUGAUUCAAAAGACAAAAUAUCAACGAAUAAAUUUUAAAACAUUUUUCACACUGCUACACAAGGUCCCAGGAAUAUUCAGUGGUGAAGAAUUUGAUCAUUUGAAAUUGCCUGUUGAGUUUAUUAAGGCAUGCAAAGAGACAUUUGAUAAAAUUAAUGUUGUAGAAGAUAAAUACAUUGAUGACAAAGAUUUUAAGAAAAUAUCUUCUGAUGAAUUGUCUGAGGAUAUUGAAGCUUCUAUAGGAAAGCAAUUUGAAACAAUGGUUAAUAUUGUUGAUGAAUUAUUAACACAAGAAUCUUUAGUUGGUUCCGCUGAAGAAAACAAAAACGACGACAAAGAAGAAAUAGUUCCCGAUGAUAAAGCAGCAAAUGAUAAAGUAGAACUGUGAAGAAAAUUUUUAUGCUAAAAUUUUUAUGUUAAAAUUUUUAUUUGUUGUUGCAUUUAUUUUUAAUUGCAUUUAUUUUUUAGAAAUAUUUUUAAUAUAUAAUAUCUAAAGCUUCA